Messenger RNA from Haliotis rufescens (red abalone), 717 nucleotides. Its product is annotated as chorion class high-cysteine HCB protein 13-like. The transcript has a single exon. The coding region runs from base 1 to 717 and encodes 238 amino acids. Lineage: Eukaryota; Metazoa; Mollusca; Gastropoda; Lepetellida; Haliotidae. The record is from RefSeq and is a predicted model, not a curated record.
AUGUGGGAUGCGGGGAUGCUGGGAUGCGGGAUGCGGGGAUGCUGGGAUGCUGGGAUGCCGAAAGUGCUGCGCUGCGGAAAUGUGGGAUGCGGGAGAGGGGAAUACCUGGGUAAUGGGAUGCCAAAAGUGCUGCGCUGCGGAGAUGUGGGAUGCGGUAGGGGGGAAUACCUGGGUGAUGGGAUACCGAAAGUGCUGCGCUGCGGAGAUGUGGGAUGCGGUAGGGGGGAAUACCUGGGUGAUGGGAUGCUGAAAGUGCUGCGCUGCGGAGAUGUGGGAUGCGGUAGGGGGGAAUACCUGGGUGAUGGGAUACCGAAAGUGCUGCGCUGCGGAGAUGUGGGAUGCGGGAGAGGGGAAUACCUGGGUAAUGGGAUGCCAAAAGUGCUGCGCUGCGGAGAUGUGGGAUGCGGUAGGGGGGAAUACCUGGGUGAUGGGAUACAGAAAGUGCUGCGCUGCGGAGAUGUGGGAUGCGGGAGAGGGGAAUACCUGUGUGAUGGGAUGCUGAAAGUGCUGCGCUGCGGAGAUGUUGGAUGCGGGAGAGGGGAAUACCUGUGUGAUGGGAUGCUGAAAGUGCUGCGCUGCGGAGAUGUUGGAUGCGGGAGAGGGGAAUACCUGUGUGAUGGGAUGCUGAAAGUGUCGCGCUGCGGAGAUGUUGGAUGCGGGAGAGGGGAAUACUGGGAUGCUGGGAUGCCGAAAGUGUUGCGCUGCGGAGAUGUUUGA